Molecule: messenger RNA, 3130 nt
Organism: Procambarus clarkii (red swamp crayfish)
Lineage: Eukaryota; Metazoa; Arthropoda; Malacostraca; Decapoda; Cambaridae
Source: RefSeq, a predicted model, not a curated record
ACUCAUAAGGUAAACACAGCCGGCUGCGUGUCUCAGCAUCUGUGGCCCCUCACCUGCUCUCUCUGGCCCCUCACCUGCUCUCUCUGGCCCCUCACCUGCUCUCUCUGGCCCCUCAUUUGCCCUCUGUGGCCCCCUCACCUGCUUUCUGUGGCCCCUUGGCCUUACACUAGUGGACUAGUGACACGCUGGGCCUGGAGAUUCUCUCUCAACACUGCUGGUGCUGUGAAGCCUUCGAAUAUUAAUCUGUCCAUAUACACUUAACAGCUUUGUUAAAUAAUUUAACAAUGGUGUCCAAGGCUCAGGUCUUCAUAGCCUUCACCUUUGGACUUGUUGGUCUGCUGUACCAGGUUGAUACAGACACUAGGACUUGGGAGGCUACAGAACAUGGAAUCAUUUAUGCUUCCCCAGAGCAGAUGGAGAGAUUUUUAACUAACCCAGAUUCAGUGGAAAAAUGGUUCCAGUGGGUUUCCCUGUUUAAGGCAGCAGACAGCCGUCCACUAGGUGUUGGUAAAAAAUACCAGGCAAUCUAUAACUUUCCACUGUUAGGAGAAUAUGUGACUUUGGUCAAAGUAGUUGAAUACAAGCCUAAUAGCCUAAUAAUAUUAGAAUCGAGUUCUUUUCUGAAGCCUCGAUUCGUGAUUAAAAUGGAGGAGAGUGAUCUCAAGACAACUCGUCUUACAUUUAGGUUGAAGUACAGGCGUUCAUCGGCACUCUUUCAGUGGACGGUUGGACCAGUUUUAUGGUUCCUCACCAGUCAGCAGCUCACUCAUUCCUUGUUCAUGCUGAGAAUGAUGUUUCCCUUCUGACGGUCGGAAGAUAACUCGCAUAGUCCUGUCAUGGCUACGAUUCAGUUAUCUUCUUCAGUAUGAACGAAAGGAGGUUGAAAUCUGACACUUUUCCCACCUGUUAUUUUCAAUGAAUUUUUAUCUAUUUAUUAUAUCAUUAUAUGUGACAAUUUGGAGGGUGUCCUGUGUUUGUUUACAUUGGGUGACAAUUUGAAUUUCUUGUAUCUAAUUACAUUUUAACCAAUAGGAAUUGUUUUUUUUAGGUUGGAAAUUAUCGCAUACACGUAUACAGUGCUAGUUACAAGCUUUUUAUAGGACUACAUUCAAGAGAAAGGACAGUAUAGAGGUACAUAUUUUUAAAUAUUUAAAAUUUGUCAAUACAUGGGACAAGUUGUCCUGUGAAGUCUUUUUUAAUCAUAAAAAAGCUAAAUUAAGUGAUGAGGUAAGAUAAUCAUUAUGAUAAAGUACUAAGCAAUUAUGAGUAUGUAGCACUUGGAAGGAACAUGAGGAUAAAGAUUUAGAAUAGAAUUUAGGAAAAAAAAAGUAUUGCCCAAUCACUAGGACAAUCGUGGAUUGAACACCAACCUGGAAGAAGUGAGCCCGUUGCACUAGCGUCUAACCCAAGUGGUGGGAAAUUAGAUGAUGAAUGUGCUGUAAUUUUCCAGUACAGUGCUUUACUUGACAAAAAGAGUUUGAAUGAUUGUUGUUACUUCAAGCUAAAUAAGUAAGAAAAAGAAAUAUCUUUUAAUUUUUUUUCUUGGAUGAAGCCAUACUGAACACUCGAAAGAUGUUGUUUAUAUUCAUAUUUUGUGGGGCCAUUUAUUUUCUCACAAGAAUUUAAUGCUUGUGUGAUGGUAGGGUGUGAAGGAGGCUGUUUCCUCUGGUGAGUGUUGUUCUCCAUCAAUAAUGUUGCGUGUAAGCAAACUGUUAUAUAGAAAUCACCGACCAGUUGUUUCACAAAUCAAGAUAGUUUUGUAAAAUAUUUGGCAACUGUGUGCAUUGUAGCUGUUUACUUUACUGAACACAUUAUUCAAUGUGCCCCCCUUUUUUUUUUUUUUAAUGACGAGUGAUAUAAAUUGAUGACUUGAAAAAAGGUGAGAUUUAUUCUUUAUUAUAAAGAAUUUAUAUGCUUGAAGCAUAAUACUCAGUAUUAUAUAUAUAUGCAGUCCAGUUAAACUUUAGAGAAAGGUUGAUGGCAUUCAUCCCAAUAGUUCAGUCUAUAAGUUAAACUGUUAGGGGAAGUUAUACUGAUUUUAGGGCUGGGGCCAGAAACCUUCGACCAGGGGAGUGCUGUUUGGUUUCUUAAUAGUUUCAUCAUCUGUUGAAAUACUUUGUAGUCAUAUUGUGAUACAUAAAUGAUUCCCCAAGAUACCUGGUCAACGGUUUCUGGCUCCAGCUCUAAAAUCAGUAUCUUACGAAAUGCUUUGUAGUCAUAUUGUGAUACCUAAAUGAUUCUAAAUCUGAAUGAUUAAGGGUUCACUGUAAAGUAUUUGAAUGAGAUGUUUAUGAUGUAAUUAGUUUGUUCAUAUAUAUGGAUGACCCAGGUAGUUUCCUCUGAUAUCUAAGUAUGUUAAAAUAACCUUGAACCUUUGCAGGCAUUUUAACCAAGAAUGGUUUUACAGAUAUUAAACAUAUAUAUACAGAUACACACCCUCACAUACAAAUUAUCUGAAAAGAUACUAUUGAUCUCGAGAAUUGAAAGAGAUUUAGAAGUGGUACUGGCUAGUAAAUGGAUGUUAGAAGAUGACAUCAAGGGUGUAGAAAGGAGGUGGUGAACACACACACACCUAAGAGUACUGGAAGACGGGACACCAUGAGCAUAGCUUUCAUCCUGUAACUACACUUAGGUAAUUACACACACACACACACACACACACACACACACUGUAACUACAUUUAGGUAAUUACUUAGGGAAAUUACACAUACAUAUAAGAGGUACCUUAUAUGUAUGUAUGUAUAUAUGUAUACUUAUAAGGGGGGUACCUAGUGCAGUUAUGGGGCUCCAUAGCCACAGAGAAUGAAAUAAAAAGCAUUCAGAAAAACAUAUACGUAUCAUGCUUAAGCUAUAUUGACUUUACAUCUUGGUCUUCAUUGGUGCUCUUGGUAUAAUGUUUCAACUUGCUCAUAGACUCAGUAAUGGUAGAAACUAGUGUGUGUGUGUGGUUGUUUUAAAUGACAUUUCUUGUCUUAGGGAAUUUUGUGCCUUAUACUGUAUUAGUCAGCUGCUGAUGCAAAUAUGAACUUACUGCCUAUAAGAAUAUUGUAUAAUAGGUUUUGCAUGUAGAGUACUCUAAUUUAAUUUUAUUUUAGAGUAAAUAUUGGUUAAUAAUAAACUGACAUGAAA